Messenger RNA from Paramecium pentaurelia, 613 nucleotides. Lineage: Eukaryota; Ciliophora; Oligohymenophorea; Peniculida; Parameciidae. The record is from the annotation of a GenBank genome assembly.
AUGAAUAAAGAAAUUCUUCCUAUAAUAUUUCUUGAAAAGCAAACUCAUAAGCAACUUCUUGGGACAUCCAAAACAUAGCUAUCCUUUAAAUAUGAUAAGACUGGGUCAAUAACUCAAUAUAUUAAAAGCGAUAAGCAUUCACAAAUAAAUUAAUAUUUAAAAACAGAAAAUGACUAAUACGACAAUAUGGUCAGUUAGUUGCAUUAGUAAAGAUAACUUAGAUUACCUCCCACUUAAGUGAUUAAUUAAUUGAGAAGAUAAAAAAUGAGUGUUGACAAAAUUCCUAGACCAAAGGCUAAGAAAAUGCCUAGACCCUCUUAUUAAAUUAAUCUUAAUACAAAGGAUAAAACAUAACUCUAAUAAUAGAUCUGCAAUUAUGUUUAAUAAGCAAAUAAGUUAUAAUAAUAUAAACUAUCAUAAAUUCAUUCAAGAAGACAGGACUUCAAGCCAUAUUUUAAUUUUGAAGAAUUCUCAUACAUGGAUGAGAUUUUUCCUCAUUCAAAUUUAGUGAAAAAGAAAUUUGGGUUGAAUGAAUAGAUUAUGUUUAGAAAUUCUAUGGGUUUGGAGAAAGUUAUAUUAUAAAGAAUUAUAUAAGCUUAAUAAGAUGAUUGAU